UCCCUCUAGUUAACCGUACUCAUCUUCCUACUCUAUUGUGUUGUUGCGGCCAUGGGACAGGUACUGCUCAUAGAGGCAUUCAAGAAUGCAAUUGCAUUAGAACAGAAGGCAGACCUGCUGCUUACAGAAGAAUACUUGAAGUUAUACUCUCCCAAGAAACUUUCACAAUUGGGACUUGCGGUUGUUAAUUUAGUAGUUUCCAACUUGAAAACGGGACUUGGUGGAAAGACCUUGAUUGAAUUACAGCAAGACCCUGCUACCAGUUCAUCCCCCGAUGAAGAUAUUCAACCGGGUACCAUUCGAGUGGGAGACAUUGUUAAGGUGUCUCGAAUGAAGGCAUCAAAUGUAUCGAAUGAUACGACCACCGAUUCAGAAGCGCCAAUUGAAGCAGUAGUAACUAGAAUUAAUACCAAAACCAUAACAGUAUCCGUGGAGGAAGAUACCAAUGACGAGAGAAUUCUUGCUCUUUAUAACAACACUGGAAAUGAUCUGACAAGAAUGUGGAUUGUAAAACUUACUAAUUCCGUCACAUACAAGCGGAUGGUAUCAACUAUGAACAAAUUAGAAGAGUUGAUUGAACUGGGGAAAAGUAAUCAGAAUCAAAUCAUUAGCCUUUUGAUCGGCGAUACAAAGUACAACAAGAUUUCAUCGGGAACAAAGAUCAAGGAUUCCGAAUUUUUCGACCCAAACUUGAAUGAAUCUCAGAAGAAAGCCAUCAACUUUGCAGUCAAUGAGUCACCAAUAACAAUUAUCCAUGGUCCACCAGGAACAGGUAAGACAUAUACACUUAUAGAAUUGAUUAAACAAUUGAGUUUUAAUAAGAAGGAAAAAGUAUUGGUUUGUGGACCUUCAAAUAUUUCAGUUGAUACAAUCUUGGAAAGAUUAUCAUCGGUGUUUACUAACGAAGACACAACUUCUGGUGAAUCUACGAAAAGUAAGAGAAAGAGUAAGAAAUCUACAUCCAACCUGGGAUGUUCUCCAGAAAAGCUUAUUCGUAUUGGACACCCUGCAAGACUUUUACCAGGAAAUUUAGCCCAUUCAUUGGAUGUUCUCUCCAAAACCAAUUAUGCUGGUGCAUCAGCUUCUACUUCAGAUAGCAAACAAAUUCUUGCAGAUAUUCAAAAGGAAAUCUCUGAUGCAGUUUAUAAAGUUAAAAAGUGUAAAAGAUAUUCUGAACGAAGAGCAUUAUGGACUGAAUUGAAGACACUCCGCAAGGAGUUAAGAAUCAGAGAGAAGAAGAUUACUGAGGAGCUCUUACAAGGUGCCCAAGUGAUUUUACUGACUCUCCAUGGUGCUGGAUCUUAUGAGUUAACUUCUUUAUACAAAAACGAAGCUCUUCAGUUUGGCCCAGAGAAUCCACUUUUCGAUACAAUUAUAAUAGAUGAAGUCUCACAAUCACUUGAACCACAAUGUUGGAUCCCUAUGAUAUGCCAUUUAGGGUUCAAAAGAUUGGUUAUCGCCGGUGAUAACAUGCAAUUACCUCCUACAGUCAAGUCAAAAGAUGAAAGUUUGGGAAGGUUUAGUUUGGAAGAAGUAGCAGACCUUGAAUUGACGUUAUUUGAUAGGUUAGUAUUGGAUCAUGAUGGUGAUUUAUACAAGCAGCUUCUUGAUACUCAAUACAGAAUGAAUACGAAAAUAAUGCAAUUCCCAUCCAGUGAAUUAUAUGAAAAUAAAUUGAGGGCCCAUGAAUCAGUAGCAAAUAUUUUGCUAACUGAUCUUCCAAAUGUGAAGGGACUGUCUAGAACUGACGAUGACGACGAUAUAGAUGACAUAGCCACAACUUGUAUCUGGUAUGAUACGCAAGGUGGCGACUACCCUGAGAAGUCGACAGAUACGGACGAUUCUGUUGCCGAUAUGACUGGCUCCAAAUAUAAUGAGUUAGAAGCGCUUCUCUGUAUGCAACAUUUGGGAAAACUUCUAGACUCAGGUGUUGCACCUGGUGACAUUGGAAUAAUUUCGCCUUACAAUGCGCAGGUUUCAUUAUUGAAGAAGUCAUUACAUAGAGAACGACCGGAAAUGGCUAUUGCCGACCAGGUAAGUGGGGGAAAAGUUGAAAUAUCUACAGUGGACGGGUUUCAAGGUAGAGAAAAGGAGGCGAUCAUUGUAUCUCUUGUUAGGUCGAAUGAUAACCGCGAAGUUGGGUUUUUGAAAGAUAAACGUCGACUUAAUGUUGCAAUUACUAGGCCAAAACGGCAUCUCUGCGUAGUGGGAGAUCUUGAGCUCAUGCAAGUCAGUGGGGUAAAAUUUCUCAAGAACUGGGCUGAGUUUGCAGAAGAGAACUUCGAGAUCAGAUAUCCUCAACUAGGUGAUUACUGAUUCAAAAUGGUAUGACGUGACGUAAUGUCACUAAAAAAAAAAGAAAUUUCAGUAGUGUCAGACUAUUGUAAGACAUUCUCUACAUCAAGAACUAUAAACAUGUCAACGAUCCCAACGGCUCUACAUUCCAAAUAGUGAUACUGGUCAUCGGGCCAACCUAAAGUACAUAGUACACCAUACAUACUGCUCAUUGAAUGUUCUAGAUACACAUAUUAUAGUGGUAGGAUAGGGG
Messenger RNA from [Candida] anglica, 2548 nucleotides. Lineage: Eukaryota; Fungi; Ascomycota; Pichiomycetes; Serinales; Debaryomycetaceae. The record is from the annotation of a GenBank genome assembly.